AUGGAAAGCCGGUUCUGGGGUCACUUGAAGAUUGCAGGAGAUUGCAAGAAGCUCUUCCCUCCGAAUUGUCACGUCCAAAACUGGGGGAACUAUAUCAGGAAGAAAUAUGAGUUGGGCGAUGUCUUCUACGUCGACUGGUGGCCACUGGGUCCCCGCUGGCUAUUCGUUGCCGACCCGGAGGUUGCUUCCAAGUACUUGACAGCAGGGCAAUCGCUGCCGAAAUCGCGACUGACGACCGACUUUUUGACAAAACUCCUCGGCGCCAACAACAUGGUCGGCUUGGAAGGCCAGGCCUGGAAGUCCCUCCGAUCCAUCUUCAACCCAGGCUUCUCCGCAAGCCACCUGAUCACUUUGGUCCCUUACGUGGUCGACUCCAGCCUCGUGUUCCUCGAUCUGCUUCUCGAAAAGGCCAAAUCCAACGAGCUCGUGGAACUCGACCCUCUGUCCAUAGGAUUUGCCAUUGACAUCAUUGGCAAAGUGGUCAUGGACUCGGACUUUGACAGCCAGAAACGUCCACACCCGAUCGUCACCACGUUUCGAAAACAGGUGCAGAUGAUGCCGAACGCCGCCAGUAUCGGACCGCUUGACGACAUCAAUCUCAUCCGUCCCAUCCGACUUUGGUGGAAUGCAAGGAAACUUGACGCCCUGCUGGGUGCCGAGAUCGAUAAGAAGAUAGCUGCCCGGAAGACCUCACAGGGUACCAAUGGUGCCAGUGAUGUGGAAAAGCCCAAGAAAGACCGCAAGCGCUCGAUUGUGGACCUUGCUCUCGACGCGUACGAGAAGGAGGUCGCAGCGGCCGCCAAAGGAGGUGGUAGUGGCGGCAUGACGAGCUCGUUCCGCACAAUGGCAAUCGACAGCAUCAAAACUUUCAUCUUCGCAGGCCACGACACCACCAGCGCGACCAUCUCAUACACCAUGUACCUCGUACAUCUGCACAAGCACGUCUACACCAAACUCGUCGCAGAGCUUGACGCGGUCUUCGGCCACGACGUCACGGCGUCCGAAAUGGCCGAGCUGAUCAAGUCCGACCCGCACAGCGUCAACAAACUCGAGUACCUCGGCGCCGUCAUCAAAGAAGUGCUUCGCAUCUUCCCCCCCGCCUCGACCAUCCGCGAAUUAAAACGUCCCAGCGAAAUCUCCUCGGUAAAGGAGACGAUCAUCAUCGAUCCGUCAACGGGCAAAGAAUGCCCCAUGGUAGGGUUUGACAUGUGGCCGGUCUCGCACAUGAUUCACCGCAACGAGGCAUAUUUCCCGGACCCCCUGAAAUUCAUUCCCGAGCGCUUCAUCCCUGCGCUAACACCCUUUCCGGACUGCAAACUCCACACGCCGGCCGGGAAAGACGCGUGGCGGCCGUUCGAAAAGGGUCCCCGGAACUGCAUCGGCCAGGAACUCGCCAUGAUGGAGGCCAAGGUCGUCCUCGCCCUGGUGAUCAGAGAAGUGGACUUUACGGCGGAAUACGACGGCGAGAAGAUCGAGGAAGGGGAUUGGAGGCCCGUGGAGACCAGGGAUGAGUUCGCGGAUGGCGUCAGUGGCGAGAAGAGGUUGACCGUGGAGGGACACAGACCGUAUCAGGUGCUCUUGGGGGCGGCCAGGCCGAGUGCCGGGAUGAGUGGGAGAUUAAGCUUGAGGAAGGCGAUGACGGAAUCGAGGAAUACGUAA
Molecule: messenger RNA, 1659 nt
Organism: Fonsecaea multimorphosa CBS 102226
Lineage: Eukaryota; Fungi; Ascomycota; Eurotiomycetes; Chaetothyriales; Herpotrichiellaceae
Exons: 2
Coding region: 1-1659 (552 amino acids)
Molecular function (GO): iron ion binding; heme binding; monooxygenase activity
Source: RefSeq, a predicted model, not a curated record